GGAAGCAAACCCCCCUCCCCCCAGGGCCCUCCCACCCCUGGUGCCAAAGCAGGAAGGAGGUGGGGCCUCCGCUGAGACGGCCUGGGAGGUCGCUCACAGAUAACGGGCUGUCCUAAAGCAGGGCCUCUGGGAGGGAAAAGAAGGCAGGGCACCCAUGACCAAAGGCUGGGCUGGGACAAGCCUUGGGGGGCAAGGAGUCUGCCUCAGGACUCCCGGAAUCUGAAACACAAUGAAUCUACUAAAAGAAAAUAUAUUCAUACAACAGUUUGGCAACCAGCCCCGGGUCUCGGCGCCCUACUAUCCGAGGAAGACCUACUUGUGCUACCAAGUGAAGGGGCCCGAUGACUCCAUACUUGACAAAGGCUGCUUCCAAAACAAGAAAAAGCGACAUGCAGAAAUUCGUUUUAUUGACAAGAUCAAUUCCUUGAAUCUGGACCAGGACCAGUGCUACAGAAUCAUCUGCUAUGUCACCUGGAGCCCUUGCCACACCUGUGCUGAGGAGCUGGUUGAUUUCAUCAGCAAUCGGCACCACCUGAGCCUGCAGCUCUUUGCCUCCCGCCUGUACUUCCACUGGGUCAAGUGUUAUCAGAGGGGCCUGCGGCAUCUGCAGGCAAACCAGGUCUCCGUGGCUGUCAUGAAAGGCCCAGAGUUCAAAGACUGCUGGGAAAAGUUUGUGGACCACCAGGGGAGGAGCUUCCCAUCCUGGGAGAAGCUGGAGCAAUACAGCGAGAGCAUAAGCCGACGGCUCUCGAGGAUCCUGCGUGUGAGAUGCUGGCGUCUCCUGCCCCCCCCAACCCCUUCCCAGGUUCAGCCCUUCCUUCUGUCUGGCGCUCUUCUUCCUUGCUCUCUUGCCACUGCCCCCCAUUCCUUUCUUUUUUCUCACGAUACCCUCUUUUGAUUCUGUCUCCCAGGGGUUCCCAGUUCCUUCCUUCUCUCCGUUCGGAGGCGCUCAUUAGCUGGUGGAUCUUGACUCCGUUCUUUGUCUUGUCCCAGCACUUUCAGCAUCACUUCUCCUCCUCCUUUUGCUCCUUCACAGUUUCCCGCCAAUCAAAGCUUUCUCGUUUCUCUCUCCAACAGUUCGAGAAUCAGAAUAAUUUAGAGGAUUCCUUCAGAGAUUUGCGACUCGGUUCCCCAUCACCUUCAUCAUCAAGAAGUGACUCGAGAUGACAGACAGUUCCUGGGGUAUCUCAGCACUGACUCGUAGGAACCAGGAACAAGCUCCACGGGCAGCCUUGACCCUUGCCCAAGUCGAGGGACCUUUCUCUCCUCUUUCAUUUUGCUCUUUUCUAAGUGGGUAAAUAUUUUUAUAAUUGAAAAAAAUAACUUGAAUGCCUGUAAAACUUCCAUUCUUUCAUUGCUUUCUGAAAGGGGAAUCAGGUCUUUCCAACAUUAAAAAAAAAAAUGAGAAUAAAGAACUUUUAUAUUGUAGUACGAAGGGAAAUUUUGACUUUAAAGACUUUAAUACUAUUAAAUGUUAGACAUACCCUAAAGUGAUUGUUGCCGAAAUAGGUUAAAACUAACCAAAUCUGAGACAUUUUGAGCAUUCGAGUAAAUAGGGAUAAUAAUGGAUGAUCUUUAUUGAAUAAAAUAGGAAGCCACGAAUCCAUACUAAUGUAAAUAAGUACAUUGAACGCCUGGCAAGGAAUGGGAUUGUACAUAGUUUCAAGUUACAGGCAUGCCUGGCUUAAUUGGGCUUCAGCCUGCUUUGCAGAUACCGCGUUUUCUACAAACCGAAGUUUGCGGCAACCCCUGGCUUCGAGCAAGUCUAUUAGCAUCAUUUUUUCCAACAGUAUUUGCUCCCUUUGCGUCUCUGUGUCGCAUCUUGGUGAUUUUCUCAAUAUUUCAAUCGUUUUCAUUAUUAUUACAUUUGUUAUGGUAUCACCUGUGAUCAGUGAUCUUCCGUGUUACUAUUUUAGUUCGUUCUUUUGUAUUUUUUUUAAUGGAGGUAAAUACGUUUCUAAAGACAUGAUGCUAUUGCAAACUUAAUAGACUAUGGUAUAGCAGAAACAAAACUUUUCUAUGCACUGGGAAACCAAAACAUUUGUGUGACUUGCUUUAUUCCAGUAGUCACUUUAUUUUGAUAGCCUGGAACCAAACCAAUAUGUCCGGUACCUCGUCCAGAAAAUAGUUGUUAAUUUCAAGGCAAAAGAGUAACUUCAUAGUGGAGAAGCCGUGCAGACAACGUCUUAUUCAAAUAAUCAAACUGGACAACCUGAGCAGUAGUACCCCUGAUGGGUACCAUGACAACACGCCAUCGCUCUGUUGAUGUUCCUGCUGAAAAUGCAGGUUCUGAAUCUAAUCAUGAGUGAUGACACGAAACUUAUAUUUUGAGACAAGAAAAAUUAAACAUAAAAUUCUCUGUG
Molecule: messenger RNA, 2363 nt
Organism: Phacochoerus africanus (Common warthog)
Lineage: Eukaryota; Metazoa; Chordata; Mammalia; Artiodactyla; Suidae
Gene: APOBEC3H
Product: apolipoprotein B mRNA editing enzyme catalytic subunit 3H
Exons: 4
Coding region: 230-898 (222 amino acids)
Biological process (GO): negative regulation of single stranded viral RNA replication via double stranded DNA intermediate; defense response to virus; cytidine to uridine editing
Cellular component (GO): P-body; cytoplasm; nucleus
Molecular function (GO): cytidine deaminase activity; zinc ion binding; RNA binding
Source: RefSeq, a predicted model, not a curated record